Molecule: messenger RNA, 285 nt
Organism: Entrophospora candida
Lineage: Eukaryota; Fungi; Glomeromycota; Glomeromycetes; Entrophosporales; Entrophosporaceae
Source: the annotation of a GenBank genome assembly
AUGGGAGUGGAAGAAAACACGAGUGAAAAAGAACCAGUUAUUUCUAUAGAAGAAGGAAGGGAAGCAUUUGAAACUGCAAAUAAAUUCUUGGAACAACAAGAAUUUGCUACAGGAAAAGAUGUUAGUUUUGAAACUUCAAAAUCACGUGAAAUGAUCAACUGUUUGAGCUAUAUCCCGAAGGGGGAUAUAAAAGAGGUUUAUUGUCAUAAUAUUCCUAGUGGUAUUAUUAUUCCCGGAAUAAAUCAAAAUUAUGAAAAAGAACAAAUUGAAAACCACGAGGCGUAA